Molecule: messenger RNA, 1427 nt
Organism: Cyprinus carpio (common carp)
Lineage: Eukaryota; Metazoa; Chordata; Actinopteri; Cypriniformes; Cyprinidae
Product: P2X purinoceptor 7-like
Exons: 6
Coding region: 374-1177 (267 amino acids)
Source: RefSeq, a predicted model, not a curated record
AAUCAGUACUAACCGUUCAGACAGUUUUACAGAGGAUUUUUAAAUGAAUCAAAUAUGUUUUAAUGUGGUAUUAUAAUCUGUCUAAUAACAGUAAUGAACGAAGUUGUUUAUAGUGAGGCACAUCCAGACACGAGUAACAGAAAGAUGCGUCUCAUUUCUCCGCCAGUAAUCAUAAACACUCUGUCUGCUCACUGGCGUGAAAGUAACGGUAGAGUAACAGAACACCUUUUGAGAUUCAGUAAAAUGACUCUUAUGAACCGGUUCUUCAUGAGUCACAGAACUACUGUCUCUCGGCUGAGAAGUCCUGUGGGGUUUGUCUCAAGAAAAGAAACUCCUGUGAAGUGACUGAGAUCCUCGAGACACUGUUAUAAAGAUGGCGUUUAUUAAAGUCGAGAGCGAAGACAUGAAGAUUGAGGAAGCGUUUACUGUCAAACGUGAAGAUACUGAGGAACAAACAGAGAUGGUGUUUAUUAAAGAGGAGAGGGAAGAGGUGACGAUUGAAGAAGAUAUAAGAGUCAAACGUGAAGAUACAGAGGAACAAACAGAGAUGGCGUUUAUUAAAGAGGAGAGGGAAGAGGUGACUAUUGAAGAAGAUUUUAGAGUCAAACGUGAAGAUACUGAGACACAAACAGUACGCGAGGGGAAUUGUUUUGAAAACGUCCAAUGUGGAGAAAUGGCAACCGGAAUGUUUCAACCAUAUAUGUUCGAGCCAGAGUCUGAUCCCGAAUUUCAAGACGAUGAACCGACUGAACCUCAAAUACCAAGGAUGCUCCAGCCUGUGACAGCAUGGUGUACCUGUGAAAACUGUGCUGUUAUGCCAACGGAAAAAGAAAAUAAAUGCUGUUUGGAGAUUCCUGAGAUUGUUCGAAGGAUUAACCAGGUACCGGACACACUUACCUGCAUAACCCAUCACCCAGGCUUUGAACCGGUUUGCCUAAAUGUGUAUUCACUACAGAAUGCACUUAAUGUUUACAAAGCUGAUUAUGGCCCCUUGAGACUCAGAGGAAUAGAAAAGCGUUACAGGCACUUGGCGCACAGGAGUUUUGUGAGCUGGUGCUGGGGCUAUUUGAGCAGGACGAUCAGAGUGGACAUCCCGUCUUGUGUUGUCCUGCGUGUAUGCCGAGAGUUUCCUGAUGCUGCAGGCAGCUGUUCUGGAUUCAGACCUCCCCUUGACUGAACAGCAAUACAUGCCUCGUGAUGGCUUCAUCCAUGGAGGGUCUGUCAUACUGGACUGAGAGUGAUUUUGUGAAUCUCCUCCAUGUAGGGAAGAGGGUCUGGGAUCACUUUUCCGAAAAGGAAGGUCAUCAGAUUAAAGACAUUGCCUGUAAAGAUAUAACUGCACAAGUGGCAUUACAAUUAAUCACAUUUACAGUUUAGAUUUUUUAGUUACUUAAUUGUGAACAUCAAUAAAUUUGUUUAACUUACAA